UUCUCAGCUCCAUGUCUAAUAUUAGAUCUUUCCCAGACAUACACUUCAUGACGGAAAGCCAGUGACAAAUAUAAUAAGGAUAAUGAGUCUUUAAGCAAAUGGGAAUUCUUUCAACGUUGUGCACAUAUUGGAAUUGGUGAGCAUCUAAAUACACAAGUGAGAAGAAAUUUAAAAAUAUGUCAAGGGUCACAGUAGAAGGUAACCAUUUGAAUGGAUGAGAGCGCACAGUGUUUUUUCCUCCACCAAAGUCACUGGGACAUACAGGUUAAAAGAGAGGCCGAGCGUGCGGAGGGUCAUCAUGACAGGCGUGACUGUGUGUUUUGGGGCGGUGAACUCGAUCAAAGCUUUAUGGGAAACCAGGAUAAAGAAGAACAAGGAGGAGCUGAAGAAAGAUAAAGAGCAGAGGGAGAGAGUGGCUGUCGGAAGGUUGACAGGGACAUGGGAGGAUCGGAUCACCUUGGCCAAAUUAAAGGAAAAAACUGUGACUGAGGAUGGGAGGAUCAUUCUACGCAUUGAAAAUGAAGAGUGGAAGACUCUUCCUGCAGCGCUGGUCCAGCUCUCUCAGAUUCAGGAAUGGCAGCUUCACCGAACAGGGCUUCAGAAGAUCCCACGCUUCAUCUCUAGCUUUCAGAGCCUUAUCGUUCUCGACCUGUCCCGCAACGCAAUCGCAGAAAUUCCUAAAGAAAUUGGUAAGUUAACACGGUUACGAGAGCUGCUUGUGAGUUACAACAGACUGAACUGUAUACCCGAGGAGUUAUGCAGCUGUGAAUGUUUGGAGCGACUAGAACUGGCAAUGAACCGGGAUCUGGAUGAGCUUCCACAACAGCUCAGCAAUCUGAAGAAACUCCACCACUUGGACCUCUCAAUGAAUCAAUUCAGCACAAUCCCUGAGUGUGUAGUGAAUCUUCCUGCUCUCGAGUGGUUGGACAUGGGUGGGAACAGUUUGGAGAGCCUACCAGAUAACAUCCACAGAAUGGAGAAGUUGCACACACUGUGGCUCCAGAGAAAUUAUCUGGAGUAUCUGCCGGACAACAUCAGCCGUAUGCACAAUCUGGACACGCUGGUGCUCAGCAAGAACAAGCUGAGAGACAUUCCUUCACUGAUGGAGGGCAUGACAAACCUUAGGUUUGUAAAUUUCAGAGACAACCCUCUGACGUAUGACGUGACUCUACCUGACGUAAAAGAGGAGGUAGCAGAGGAGGAGAAUGACCGAGAGAUGUUCGGCAAAGAAUUCAUGCACCAUUACAUCCAUGAAGCCCGCAGAAGAGGAUCCCAGACUUAUACAUCAGUGCUAAAUGUGAAGCUGGAGGGUUUGAUAGAGGAAGUGGCAUGAUGCAGUCCUGCAUGCUGGCUUCUUCUGGUCCUGUUGCCUCCUGUCCUGACAAAUCUGUCCUGUCCUGUCCAAUCUGUCCUGCACGUCAUGUAAAGAUAUGUCACGUUUCUUUAGUUAAGGACUGAGGACUGUUUUGCUAUCUGUUGCUGCCACUGUGUCCAAAAGAUCAAGGAACCAAAAAGAGAAAACUAAAAGAGAGCCCUUUACUAUAUUUUGUUGUGUGUCUCUGUCUGAGCAGUUUGUGUGUUUAGCUGGGAAGUGCAGUCAGAAGCACAUUCUCUAAAGACACGUCCAAACUGGUGUAAAACCUGAGGCUGGGUUUGAAGCCUCGCUGCUGGAGGUAAUGCAGCCUGCCGUGGUCGAUCAGCAUCUUGCACAGGCGUCCGAUACGUUCACGCUCCUCUGCUGAAAUGGCACUACAGGCAACAGAGAGAACACACAUGGUUUAUACUAAGAACACAAUGAACCCAGGGCUUUCAUCAACUAAUAAGUGCUGUGUAAAUUCAUCAGAGACCAUCCUCAAACCUAUCGUCAGUUGUAUAAAAUGUUUUAAAAUGUUUCCCAUUUUUAACGGCACAAAGGUGCUGGACCAGCCUACAUAAAACAUUACAAGAUUAAUUACGAGAAAAGGAAUUAAACCCUCUAGAGCUUUUGGCCCAAAAAUAUGUGUUGAUUUCUCUGACAAUCUCAUGAUCAGCCUCUGCUCUUUGUGUGCGUCUCGCUCUCUAUCUUUCAGUCUUCCUCUCUCCUACCUCUUCUACUUGUUUCUUCCAUUUUUUCUUCCCAGUUUUUACUAUCCCUGUCCUUCUUACACUCUGUGUCUCUCGGUCUUGCCAUCUUCCUGUCUCCCCCUGUGCAUUUUUCUCUCUCCUUCUCGCUCUCUCCAUCUUCAAAUCUCCACAUGUCUGUCCCUCUCUUUCUCACAGCUUUAUCUCUUUAACUAAUCUCUAAACCCUUACUUGUUGAGAUGAUCAGGAAAGCUUUCAGAACUCCCUUCAUGUUCAACCUCUUCUCCUUCUUCUUCUUCAUCCUUGAUCUCUUGUGAGGAUUUCUCAGGAUUUAAGGAGGAUUUGACUCUGCUCAUGCCACAUGUAGCCCAGCUGGACAUGCGCUGGAAAGCAGAAAACUCUGUGGCUCCAAGACCUCGUUCUCUGAAAAAGUCCUUUCCAACAUAAUGCCUCCAUUCACAGCGAUGAUGGCAGCAGAGUGCAAUAGUGAGCCCCGAUACUACAACCUCCUCACUGCCUUCAGAACCCUGCAUCACGUCCUCACCUCCUUCCUGAAGUUUUAUACGUUUAGUGGGAGGUUCAAUGUCUUUGUCUUUUGUACUGCGCUCAAAUAAACACCGCAGAGCCAAAUCUGUAAAGCCAAAAACGCCUGGUUAUACUCUAUAAGAAAACAGACAGCAGGUACACAUAAUAGAAAAAGUUAGCAGAAUGAACCCACCUGUUGCUGCGCCACAUAGGUGUUUGCCCACUGCAAUUACAGGAAGUUGCUUUUCUUGUAAAAACGGAACUCUGCCUAUAGAACAUCGAAGCAAGCGAAAAGAUCACACCAUGUUUACUGUAUAUCUCAAUUUCCUAUUUUAGGUGAAAAUCACUCACUCACUUAAGUCAAGGUGCUGAAUGUCAACCUGCAGCCUGUCGAAGGUUGAGUCUGUGCUUUUGUGUUUGCCAUCUACCUUAACAAAUGAGAAAAAUGCAUUUUAGGAAAGUAGAACAGACAAAAAAUGGCAACCUAAAAGUAAAAACAGCAAUACAAGUGAUUUUUUACAUGGUGUGAAAUUCUUUUAACUCCACAUUUUGUGCUAUUUUAGGAAAGUCCUGAACAACAGGUUGAUGUGAUAUAACAGAUACUGUUACCACUACAAAGCUGAUUAUCUUCCUAUAACAUAACCCCACAAUGUGCUGUAUUAUUUUUGUACAACAGUGUACAAAAGUGUACACUGGGUUUCAGAGAAGAAAACAAAAUCUCAGUGACUGUUUUUUAGUAAACAUGUAGCUUCUGAGCAGGUUUACUAGAGAAGGUGUGGUUUCUGUAAUUGUGUUGUAGUGAAGGAGAUGUAACCUCUGAGACUGGACUUUUUUAUUAUGAAAAUGCAUACCUUAAAGCGAGUACUGGAUCUCUCCACUAACAGGAAGUGGACAUUUUCUGCUUCCUGAAGGGCAACAUGAAUCCAGUGGGAAAGUUUACCUUUUCCAGCACCAAACUCCACAUAACACCUCUCUGGCCCAAGCAGCUCCAGGGCCUCCAUAUUCCCCAAGAUCGAGGCCUGUUAAACACACAACACGCGUUCGUGUACAUUUCAGAUUUACAUAUUUUUUAGCAAAGUUUUUGUUGAAAAUUACCUGCUGCUUAAGGUGUUUAAAAGCAAAGUUCCCAUUCUUGGGAUCAUUAAGAGCUUCGUUUAAAGCCGGAUGAGAGAGAAGGCUAGUGUCAGGCUCCGUGUUUAAUCCUGAGAAAGAGAAGAAAUGGGAUGCUAAAGCAGUAAAGGGUGAAAGAAAGCUUCACAAUGCCCUGCUUUUAACUCUAUUCCUCACACCAGUGAAAUAUCAAAUGUAAAUACACAUCUUUACACCCACUGUAGGUGUAAUC
Tachysurus fulvidraco (yellow catfish) is the source of this 3928-nucleotide messenger RNA. RefSeq names its product leucine rich repeat containing 39 (gene lrrc39). Gene Ontology annotation, molecular function: protein binding. The record is from RefSeq and is a predicted model, not a curated record. Lineage: Eukaryota; Metazoa; Chordata; Actinopteri; Siluriformes; Bagridae. The transcript has 9 exons. Bases 215 to 1333 code for a protein of 372 amino acids.